AUGGGGCUGGAGCACCGGCGCCGGGCUUCCCUGGCUCUCGCCCUCAACUUCGUGGCUUUAGCCUUCGCCGUGUCGGCGGUGACCACCAGCUACUGGUGCGAGGGCACCAGGAAGGUGGCCAAGCCCUUCUGCACGGGGCCGCCCGUGAAGGAGAAGCAGAUGUUCUGCAUCCGCUUCAACAGCUCCAACCUGAACGACAGCCGGCAGGUGCAGUACAUCUUCGAGACCGGGGAGGAGAAGUUCAUCAUGAGGAAGUUCCACACCGGGAUCUUCUUCUCCUGCGAGCAGGCCGUCGACAUGAACGGUUUCGACUGUCGCAGCUUCGCAGAGAUCGCUCCUGAGCAUCAGAGAGGUGUGCUGUGGCUGUGUGUGGUUGCUGAGAGCCUGUACCUCAGUCUGCUUUUCAUCGGCGGGGCUCUGAUGAUCCUGGAGCAGUGCCCUUGCUUUAGCAUCAUGAACAAGCUGAAACUCAGUGCCUUCGCCGCCAUGUGCACCGCCCUCUCAGGCCUUUGUGGGAUGGUGGCCCACAUGAUGUUCACCACCAUAUUCCAUCUGGCGGUUUCUAUGGGACCAGAGGACUGGAGGCCCAAGACCUGGGACUACAGCUGGUCUUAUGCCUUGGCGUGGUGCUCCUUCGGCACCUGCAUGGGCUCCGCGGUGACAACGCUGAACAGGUACACGAAGACAAUCAUAGAGUUCAAAUACAAGCGGCACAACAUCGAGAAGAACCUGCUGAUCAAACAGAAAAUGAUGGAGCUGGGGCUCCCCGAGCAGAUGUGGGACGUGUAUUUGACUACAGAGCCAGCUGACGCAGAAGUGCCAUCAGAACAACUUGUGAACGGCCACAAGCCCUCCACAGGAACGCCAUGCGAGUUCCAGGAAGUGGAUGGCGUUCCUGAACAACAAGGGGAGGCUUAUUGUUGA
Molecule: messenger RNA, 924 nt
Organism: Nematolebias whitei (Rio pearlfish)
Lineage: Eukaryota; Metazoa; Chordata; Actinopteri; Cyprinodontiformes; Rivulidae
Product: germ cell-specific gene 1-like protein
Exons: 5
Coding region: 1-924 (307 amino acids)
Cellular component (GO): plasma membrane
Source: RefSeq, a predicted model, not a curated record